Rhineura floridana is the source of this 4129-nucleotide messenger RNA. It is a transcript of the gene B3GALNT2, whose product is annotated as beta-1,3-N-acetylgalactosaminyltransferase 2. Gene Ontology annotation, cellular component: membrane. The transcript has 13 exons. Gene Ontology annotation, molecular function: hexosyltransferase activity. Bases 255 to 1898 code for a protein of 547 amino acids. Lineage: Eukaryota; Metazoa; Chordata; Lepidosauria; Squamata; Rhineuridae. The record is from RefSeq and is a predicted model, not a curated record.
CCCUCAGCGGCCAGGCAUUGUGGGGGUUGUAGUCAGGAGCUCUGGCUCUGCUUACACGCUUCCCCCGUUUGGGGCGGGACUCUGGCUCUGGGCCGGCCGCAGAAGGGGCUGGGGGAAGAGGCGGCCGGCAGUGAUUGCCCUCGCGCUGCCGCCGUGAGCUAGGGAGGAAGCAGGGAGUCUUCUGUUGUCCCUCCGGGUCACCCCGUCUGUGCUAAGAGAGCAGAUAACGGCUGGGAAGGGGCCGGCGGCGGCCAAUGCGAAAUUGGUUGGUGCUUCUGUGCCCGUGUGCGGUCGGGGUCGUGCUGCACCUCUGGCUGCUCCUCUUCAGCUGCCCGGCUAGUGGCCCCGGGAAGCAACACCCGGCAGGUCUACUGGCUUUCUUUCCUCACUGGAAACCGAAACAUUAUGAUGUCAUCGUAGGGGUACUGUCUGCACGACAUAAUGAUGGGUUGCGGAAUGCUAUAAGAAACACUUGGUUCAGGCAUUUGAAGCAGCACCCAGGACUGAGCCAACGUGUCCUUGUGAAGUUUAUAAUUGGUGCACAUGGAUGUGAUGUGCCAGUGGAAGACAGAGAAGAUCCUUAUUCAUGCAGGCUUCUGAACAUAACUAACCCAGUUCUGAAUCAAGAAAUUGAAGCAUUCAUUUUGCCAGAGGAUGAUACUUCAGUGCUCUCAGAAGACAGAGUUGUCAGUGUUCAUUUCAAAGUCCUGUACCCGAUUGUCAUCACCAGUCUUGGGGUGUUCUACGAUGCUAAGGGUGCAGGAUUCCAGAGAAACAUCACAGUGAAACUAUACCAGGCAGAACAGGAGGAGGCACUCUUUAGUGCUCGUUUUAGUCCACCUAGCUGUGGAGUGCAAGUGAACAGACUCUGGUACAAACCUGUAGAACAAUUCAUUCUGCCUGAGAGUUUUGAAGGCACUAUUGUGUGGGAAAGCCAGGAUCUGCAAGGCCUAGUUUCUAAAAAUCUUCACAAAGUGAUGGUGAAUGAUGGCGGAGGUGUCUUCAGAAUCACUACGGCAGGGGAAGGGUCAUUGCCACAUGAAUUUACACAAGGUGUGGAGGGGAUUGCAGGAGGCUUUAUUUACACAAUUCAAGAGGGAGAGGCGCUCUUAAAAAACCUGCAGAGCCGCUCUGAAAGAUUCAUUCAUCAUAUAAGUAAACUUGAAGAGGAAGAUGCCUUAUUGAAGGAAGAAAGCAACACUUAUGAUGAUAUUGUUUUUGUAGAUGUCAUUGAUACAUACAGAAAUGUUCCAGCCAAAUUAUUGAACUUCUAUCGAUGGACAGUAGAAGCAGUUAGUUUCAACGUAUUGUUGAAGACGGAUGAUGACUGCUACAUAGAUUUGGAGGCUGUAUUCAACAGAAUAAAGCUUAAAAACUUAGGCAGACCAAAUACUUGGUGGGGAAAUUUCAGAUUAAAUUGGGCAGUUGACCGCACUGGGAAGUGGCAAGAGCUAGAAUAUCCAAGUCCUGCAUAUCCAGCCUUUGCCUGCGGGUCUGGUUAUGUUAUUUCCAAAGACAUUGUAGAAUGGCUUGCAAGAAACUCAGAGAGACUAAAGAUAUAUCAGGGUGAAGAUGUGAGUAUGGGCAUUUGGAUGGCAGCCAUUGGGCCAAAACGGUAUCAGAUGGUGAUCACAACCCACUUGGUGGACUGUCAUCCAGGGAAAAUCUUAUUUCUUACAGUUAUAUCCAGCCUUUUCUCCAAGGACCUUAAGGAUAGUGCACAUGGUUCUCCCCUCCCCAUAUUAUCUUCACAAGCCUCUCAGGACAGUCUCUGGUUGUGUGAGAAGACAUGUGAGAGUGGCAUGCUAUCAUCUCCACAGUAUUCUCCUGAGGAACUUGCAGAGCUCUGGAGAGUAAAGGAACUUUGUGGAGACCCCUGCAAAUGUGAAGAAAGAUGAAGACAUGACACAAUACAGCAUCAGCUGAAUACUGCCAGCACAUAUGGGAAACUGGAGGAGUUUUCAGUUACGCAUUAGUGAUAAAGGGAAAGGCUCAAAAGCAGCUUCCAAAAAACUUCCUUACGUAAGACAACACGAAUCUCCUAUGUAGUUUGUCACUUGUGACAAAUAUAAGUAUGUAAGUGGCAGUUAUAUGUGCCUCCCCACUCCCAAGUGACAGGGUGAGAGAGAUGGAUAUUCACUAUGGGUGCAAACUACAUAUGGUAUUUGAACAUUUCUCACUAGUUUAUUCAUGUAGCUAAAUUGUCUUGUGGCAAGUGGCCCUUUAACAAAUUUUUGCAGUAGUAUACUUGUGUGGCAUUGUGUGUUACUAUAGAGGUCAAUCAGCUGAGGCAGACUGCAUACAUCUGGGGGGCAUUUUAAGACUUGUGAAAUUAAGCUUAUAGUAGCAUGACUAAUUUCAAUCUGAUCCCAAUUCAGGAGACAGGACUAGGUAGUAUACCAGUAUUCUUCUCAUAGGCACUUUUUAUUCUACAACUGACUAAAGAAAGGCAUUGAAUGGUUCAAUAAUUUGGCGGUUCUUCAUACCUUGAACCAACAAAUGAAGGGACCAGGUUAUUUCUCCUAUGAGUAGUAUGAAUACAGAACACUAAGGCUGCAAUCCUGUACGCCCUUGGGGGAGUAAGGUUGAGUAGGAUUGUGCUGUAAGUAGGUGUGUUUGCUUAGUAAAAUGCUUGCUAGUUAAUACAUGGCAUUCAGGCCAGAUGGGCAAUGAGAAUACCUCUGAUUUUAAUUCUAUGGGUGUUACAGUUGUCUAUAUAAUAAUUAGAGGGGGUUUUAAAAGUCCCACCAACUUCUAAAGGUUAGCAGUGUAGCACAAACCAUUAAUUAAACUCGUUUCCAUUAAGGUGGUUAAAGCUUACCUUUUGUCAAUGAGGCAUGGCACCAUUUUAAAGAGACAUUUAUUAACAAAGUACAGUAUCUACUAGUUUGCCUAGUAAAUAAGCUUUCAAUUUUUUCAUAUCAAGGUUCUUCCGCAUAAUACAGGUAAAAAUCAAUAUAUACACUUGCGUAGAGGCUCUGCUAGCAGCAUACAACUUCUCUUUAAAAGAUGUAAAGGCAGCUGUUACCAUCGUACUAGAAUGCAAUCUUCAUUUUCGAUAGAGUAAAAUUGCAAGGGCUUUAGAUCAUUGUCUAGUUCAAAUUCCUUGCCUUUCAUCUAGGAUUUAAAAAGAACCAGACAUUAGACUCACAUUUUAAUCUUGUAUACAAUUUUUUAAAAGAUUGAAGAUGUGAGGUCAAGCCCCCACCACGCAAAGUGAAGCUGAAUAAUAUCCCAAACUAUGGUUAUGAUUGCUGUUCUUUAAAGGAAUCAAUUUAAUAGUGUUAGAGUGUUGACCAUAGCAAUGUGACAAAUUAUAUUACUUUGAAUUCAUGUAUUGUUGUAUUACUGAACUUGAACUUACUUUAGAACUUUCAUAGGAUAGUUUCAGUUCUGAACCUGGGAUUUUAAGUAGCCGAUACAGCAAUCCUUUGACCUUCUGAAUAGUCAUAGUUUCUGUAUAGGAAAAAGAAAAUUGUUCAACUACAUAUAGUUACCAUUUGAUGCAUUUAAGUCUAGCAAGCACUGAUAUAAAAGCAAAUUCAUUGAUGUUGCUCUUGCAGCUCCGAAGAAGCAAUUAUCAGCACCACCUCAAUUUGACAUAAAGUUUGUAAAACGUAAAAAACUAUAAACCAAAUUAGAGUUUCCAGUUUGUGUAUACAACAUACUGACCUAAGUGACCUUCAGGACUUAGUUUAUGGCAUUUGCUCUUUUGUACCCUGACUGAAGCCCUUCCCUCUGCAGAAAAUGAAUGCUAUUCUAGGACCACAUUACAAAGUCCCCAAAAUUAUGUAUGCUAAUUAGUUCCAGAUUAGCAGUAGCUUUAUGUGCUUGUAUUACAAACCAAUGCAUAUGAACAUGAAGGUGUAUUUUUGUAGUGCAACUUGGAGUAAAUUAGUUUUUUUAAAAAAUCUCUAAAUUUAAACAAUGCAAGAUACUGACUAUUCUGGGUAAUCCCCCCUUUCAUUUAAAGCUUUAUCUGAAGGCACAGCAAUAGUGAGUUACUCUAUUGUCACAAAAUGUACUUAGAAAAAUAUUUUUCUAUUAACUUUUUGGAAAAGCUGUAUAUUUUAUGCAACUUGUGAUACAUGUGAUUUUUAUUUUAGAAUAAAUACUUUUCAAAAUACAA